GGCUCCCCAUCUAUUGUUUUAUUCAGUUGAAUUUGAGAAUGAAUUAAAAUUGUUCGUGUUUUUUGGGAGAGUAUCCCAAGUUCGAGAGAGGUAUCUCGUUUUAUCCUUCCCAUUCGUACGCUUCCCCUACAUCACUUUUGUUCUCGAGAUUUGGGCUUGGAAUGCACGAGGCAGUUUUUGGUCCCUUGUCUCCACAUUUGAUAUCCCUGCAGCUGCUGCUCCUCGUGCGGUGCUCAAACUCUACAAGAACGAUAAAUUGUUUCUUGAGGACUCAAAAGGUGACUUGCUGCUUUACGAUCAUGCUACUAGACGUCUGGAGAAUCUACGGAUCCCUAUCGAUAGAAGAGGGUUUUCGGAGUUUUUCCCUUAU
Messenger RNA from Striga hermonthica, 370 nucleotides. The record is from the annotation of a GenBank genome assembly. Lineage: Eukaryota; Viridiplantae; Streptophyta; Magnoliopsida; Lamiales; Orobanchaceae.